Phymastichus coffea is the source of this 2157-nucleotide messenger RNA. Its product is annotated as pancreatic triacylglycerol lipase-like. Lineage: Eukaryota; Metazoa; Arthropoda; Insecta; Hymenoptera; Eulophidae. The record is from RefSeq and is a predicted model, not a curated record. The transcript has 7 exons. Gene Ontology annotation, biological process: lipid metabolic process. Bases 205 to 1194 code for a protein of 329 amino acids. Gene Ontology annotation, molecular function: lipase activity.
GCCGGCGGGCCGCUCGAAUGGCGCCUCUAUAAUCGAUCUCGACACUGAAAAUCCGCGCUCCGCUGCAUGCACUUUAGUCGCCGACGAUACGUUGCUUCGCGAGGCAGCAGCUCCGAAAAAGCUCGGAUCGCAUAGUUCGCUUUCGUACUCAUUCGCAAGUGGCGAACUUCCCUUGUGGUUACUCACUUUCCGUCCUCGUCAACAAUGAUGCUGCGACGAAAUUGUUGUUGUCUUCUUUUUAUUUCUCUGCUUACCACAGUUAACGCGGACACAACAGAUGUGACACCUCAAAAUUCAUUGCUAAACGAAGUCGAAACAAUUAUUCAUACGGCCAUAAAAUUGAUAAAAGAACCGGCGACGUUUAAACUAUAUACUAGAGAAAACAUGUUUGGCGAGGAGCAAUUGUUGUUAAACAACACGGAAGUCUUGUAUGCGUCGCAUUUCAAUGAGAGUCGACCGACUAAACUCAUCAUUCAUGGUUUCAGUGACACCGGAAAAGAGGCAUGGAUACGAAACCUUAUUGAUACUUACCUCAAGUAUCAAGACGUAAACGUAAUCGUCGUCGGUUGGGGUAUCCUCGCAGCUGAUCCUUAUCCAACCGCAGCAAAUAAUACCCGAAGAGUUGGCGAAUAUCUCAGCAUCUUUCUCGACUUUCUAAGUCGUGAAUCCAAUUUGGAAUACAAGGAUGUCCACAUGUGUGGACAUAGUCUUGGCUCUCACGUGGCUGGUUUUGCUGGAGCGUUUUUAGAAGGAAGGAUCGGCAGAAUUACAGGUUUGGACCCGGCAAGUCCACUUUACGAAACAUCCACUGGAGUAGUAGAUCCAGACUUUCGUCUAGACCCAACCGACGCUCAAUUCGUCGAUGUAAUUCAUACCAGCGGUACAGCGUUCGGAUUUCUCGCAGCCAUUGGCCAUUCGGACUUCUAUCCUAACAGUGGCAAGUUCCCUCAACCAGGCUGUAACUUUGCUCCGACGAACACUUACUGUAGUCACACGCGAGCUUAUCAAUUGAUGACCGAGAGUAUUGGCAGUACGUCAGGCUUCAAGUCACGAAGCUGUGAAUCCUGGGAAAAGUACAAGGAUGGACAUUGCGAUCGCAAUCCCAUCGUUCUUAUGGGCGAAUAUGCCUCCACGUCAUUGCGAGGCAAGUUUUUCUUGACGACCAAGUACGCGCCUCCAUUUGCUGUCGAUUGAGACUGGCAUCUUCUUAGGAUUCUUUCGAUUCCAAUUUUCGUCAGUCUUUCUUUCAACGCGAUUUUCGGAUUUGUUAUAAACGCUUUCGACUAGUCAUACACUGUAUUUAUAACGUCAUGCCACCAUUGGAUCAUUUAUCUAUAUUUUUGUUUGUUUGUAUCUGAAAAAAUUAUCCAUUCACUGUAUAAAAAAUGAAUGUGACAUUCAUCAGCGCGUCAUAUUCGAACAAAGAUAAAUUUAACGAACUAGUUAUACUUAUUUAUUCAUACGAUAAUGAAGCUCGGUCAAUGCUUUGUUAUUCAAUAAAUAAUUUUAAUUUACAUCAUUGACAUGAUAUAAGUUGCCUAGUUACUUUUCAAUGUUUUAUAUUAUACUUUGUGUACGUGCAUACUUUAAACUUUGGUAUUCAAAUUCUAUUUCGAAUAAUAUUCUUGAAGUACUCUACUUUACGACCCGUUGUACAUGAAAUCUAGUAUAAAUUCACUUUUUUAAAGCCAUGAAAUCUUGAACGUUAUACAAGAGUAUUUAGUAAGUGUGUUGUUCAGUCGGUACGAUGCUUGCCUCUGAACCAAUGUUGCGCAAGUAGCCCGGAAGUAGCAUCACUGAAAAACUUUUUCGGAAGAAAUAAUUUUUCGGAAUUGGUAAUUCGAACGAGUUUAGCGUUUGCGUUCAAACUUGAUGAAGCUUUUAACCGCUUGGAUCUGCAUCGUUGCCUAAGUAGGAUUUCAAGGAUCUUCUAGCUCUACCUGCCAUCACGACAAUAUUUUCAAGUUUCUUAUUCUGCGUCAAUAUUCCUGGCCUUCUAAUUAACGACACUGUGCUAUGCUGGGCUUGUAAUAAUAUAUCAUCAAGACGUUGGUUUAGAACCUUCGGAUUGGUAUUCGUCAGUACCAUUUUAGGGGUCAACGUCAAACUCGUACCAUCCAAAACAUCAUACAUUUUUAAAUUGGUAUGAAAAUUUAU